UAAAAUGCCCGUCUCCAUAAAAACAGAGUGGGAGUGCUCAAAAUCGAAUGCUUAGACACGCAGUUUUGAGCUCGUUUCGGAGCAGCUGCAAUGUUCAGAUGUCGCUCUGCUUUGCGCCCUACGCUCAGCUCCAUGCUUCAUUGCAAAAUUUCUUCUUCCAAAACUCUAAUUCUCCAAAACCCUACUUCUCAAUCAAUCAACAGCCAUUUCUUCAUAAAACCACGAACUCCAUCAUUCAAAUCCUCUUCACUGCCAGAAACCCUAGUUUCUUCUCCCGAGUUCCCCUUUUGCAAGGCGCUAAUUCUCCCAAACCCUUAUUUACAGUCAAGAUCGACCCAUUUUAUCAGAAGUUCGGGUAUUCCACCAUUUUGCGCUUUCUCACUUUCUUCAACCCUAACUUCUCACCGUGGUUCUCAUUAUGGCCAGUCUUCUCCAGAGAUUGAUGACGAUGACGCUAAUGAGCGAUUCAUAAUCCACAGGGACUUGACCAAGGCACCUAGGCUCUUUGUUGUUCAACCUCGAAUUAGGCCUGAUUCUCUGUUGCAGUCGAAGCUUUCUGAAGCUUUGAAUUUGGCGAAUUCUUUGGAAGAACAGAGAGAAGGUGUUUUGUACAAUGAGCCAAGCUCUAAAGAGAUGCCCCCUCAUUUAGUUGUUCAGAACCCGGUUGCUAGAUCGUUGAAGACCCAUGCUGAUACAUACUUCGGAGCUGGUACGGUGGAUAACAUUAAAUGCCACUUAAAUGCAUUGGAUUCCAAGGAAGAAGUAGAUGCUAUUUUUGUGAAUGCCAUCCUUUCAGGGAUUCAGCAGCGUAAUCUGGAGCGGGAUUGGGGCAAACCGGUUUUGGACCGUGUGGGACUUAUAAUUGAAAUAUUCAAUGCCCAUGCACAAACCAAGGAAGCUAAACUGCAGUCAGAAUUGGCAUCCUUGAUGUACAAGAAGAGUAGACUCGUUCGUGUACGGGGCUCUGAUGGCCGUCUUACAUUUGGAGCAAGUGGGGAAGCUGAGGUUGUAAGUGCUCGAGGGAGAGGAAGUGGGGGACAGGGUUUCAUGAGUGGGGCUGGAGAGACUGAACUUCAACUUCAGCGACGGAGAAUUCUUGAAAGGCGGAACCGUCUCCUAUCUCGGAUAGAAGAUGUACGUCGUACACGAGCAUUGCAACGUGCGGCUCGCAAAAGGCGGGGUGGGUUACAAGGACAAGGGCUUCCUACUGUGGCUGUUGUUGGGUAUACAAAUGCUGGGAAGUCAACUUUAGUUAGUGCUCUUUCAAAUACUGAUCUGUACAGUGAUGACCGAUUAUUUGCUACUGUAGACCCUCGUCUAAGAAGCGUUAUUCUUCCUUCAGGGAAAAAAGUGCUUCUCAGUGACACAGUAGGUUUUAUAUCUGAUUUACCUGUUCAGCUUGUUGAAGCUUUUCAUGCAACCUUGGAAGAAGUUGUAGAAGCUGAUCUUCUUGUGCAUGUGCUGGACUCGAGUGCUAUGAACCUCGAAGAGCAGCGAGCUGCUGUUCUGCAGGUCCUGCAGCAGAUAGGAGUCCCCGAAGUAAAGCUCCAAAAUAUGAUUGAAGUUUGGAACAAGAUUGAUCUUUUGCAUGAGAAGAGUGGAUCUAAUGAUUGUGAAGAUCAAGGAGAAGAUGAAGGUGAUGGUGAAGUUGUAGAAGAACAAGAAGAGCAGCAUGAUGAAGUAUCUGAGCUCAUGGAUUGCCAUUAUGCUAAAUUACAAGAGGAUGAAGGGGAACAACCAGAUAAUGAAGCAUCUGAACUUGCAUCUCAUGCAACUACGGAUUCCGAUGAAGCCAAAUCAGAAGAGGAUGAUAAGGUCGGUAGCUUCUCGGAAGAAGCACAGGUAGAGCCUAAAAAUAUUCAACAUAUAGAGGCAUCUGCUGUAAUGGGAUUGGGGUUGCAGGAGUUGCUCAAACUCAUAGAUCAAAAGCUGAACAUGCAGUCUUCUACUGCUUCUUCUUCUUCAUGUUCUUUCACUGAGGGGUGCGUAGAUCGAAAAUGGAGGCCACCUUUUAACAGAGAGGUUAGUGUGGGUGGGUAAGCAUUUGGCCAGGGUUUCUUAUUUAUCAGAAAAAGAGUUAAGGAUAAUGUAUUGCCUAAAAAAGUAACUUUAUUUGUAAAAGUAUGAAGAGUAAUUCUUUGCUAAAGAUAUGGGAAAGAAACCUGAGAAAGGUAGGAAUUUGGCAGAGCUUGGCUCUAUGUAGAGGAAAAAGGAAGCUGUGUACAUUGGAUAAUAAUUAAUGCAUGCCCAUAAUGAAUUUGCUUGCUAGUCUUUUGGUAUUUAAA
Messenger RNA from Amborella trichopoda, 2285 nucleotides. RefSeq names its product GTP-binding protein, HflX. Gene Ontology annotation, cellular component: cytoplasm. NCBI's taxonomy places the organism in Eukaryota, Viridiplantae, Streptophyta, Magnoliopsida, Amborellales, Amborellaceae. Gene Ontology annotation, molecular function: GTP binding; ribosome binding. The record is from RefSeq and is a predicted model, not a curated record.